AUUCGUAAAGUUAGGUUAGGAAUCUUAAAUUUGUUUAUUUACAAUCGUUGUGUUACUCAUAUCGCCCUAUUCUCCUAACUUUCCGUGUUUAAAUGAGUUUGUCGGACCUAGGAAGUAGCUGUUCAACAAACUACAGACUGGAAAAUGACCGCAACAACGUCGUCUACAACAAUUCGCAUUUGGUCGACGUCUUUUACGGGUCGAAGUCCUCCACACAGAAGACUGUCUCCUUCAUAAUUUCGCAACUGGCAAACGCCAUUAAGGUAAAGGUGCGCGACGCCUCCGACUACUCCUUCAACUACACCGCCGUGAUAGACUGGUCGGCGUUCGACCGUAUGCGACACGAGCAACUUCUCGACAUCACCUUCGAAGAGUUUCAGCCGCAAAUCCUCGACUUGCUCAGUCAGAUCACUAAGAAGCAAAUGCAAAUACGACUCGAAGCCGACGACUCACGAUGUAAGCUAAUAUUCUACGAGAAGUCGCGCUUAAAAUCGCUGAUAUUCCUAACCGUCGACCUUUCGCUGACCAAUCAGCGCGAACUCGUCGAGGAGAUGACCAAUAGCAUAUCACAACUGAAGGGUUUCAAUAAGAGUGUCAACGCGCAGCUGUCGAUGACGAAGAACCAACUGUUCGAGACGGAACUGCUGCUGAAGACGGCCGUCAGCAAGAACAGCGUUCUAGAGAAGCAGUUCUACAAAGAUCUCGAGCUCAUACUGCAGACGUUCCUGUCGCGUAUACGGCACACGGAGACGAACAUAUCGGUCGAGCUGUCGAAGUUGACGAAGCGACAUCACAGGCUCAUCGCGAAUUUGGAGCUGCUUAAGAAGGAGAACGCGGUCAAGAGCGACGCCCGGAAUCAGUUGCUGCAGUCCGUGCAGAAUCUUCGGAUUGACAAUGAGAGGAGCCAUAGGAGCGUUACGGAGUUAAAGCACGAAAUCGACAUUUUACGUAUAGGCAAAUUGAAGCUCGAGGACAACUGCAAGGACCUACGGACCAGUUUGGCGAGCAGGGAAGCGGACGUUGAAGUAUUGCAAAAGCAGAUGGGUGAAUUGAGGCGGGACCUACAGGACGCGACCAUGAUCAUAACUCAAAAGACGAAGACGAACGACGAAAUCGGCAAGGAUCUACUCGAGGCGAACAGGUUACUCGUCAAUUUCAACGCGCAGUACGACACGUUGGCGAACGAGGCGGACCAAAUCAGGGAAAUGCUGACGUGCAAGGAUGACGCGAUCAAAAUGCAGGCCGCCGAGCUCGAGAAGAUCGGGCAGGAGUUCGCGAACUAUCGCAGCCUCUACAAUUCGGACGAGAUUUCGAAGUUGCGGGCAGAGCUUCGCGUGGCGAAACAGCGUGCCGACGAGCUGGAGAAGCAAAAUCGCGAGGCGAUAAAACUUAACGGACUGCUGACGAAGAAGCUGUCGAAUAGCGAGUACGAGGUGCGUAAUGCGAAUGUGGGAAUGUCGAGGAAAUUUUAGCGCUUUAUACGAUUAUUUAAUUAGAUAGACUUUGUAUUUAUGAAAUAAAAUGUGUUCAAUCGUG
Molecule: messenger RNA, 1536 nt
Organism: Photinus pyralis (common eastern firefly)
Lineage: Eukaryota; Metazoa; Arthropoda; Insecta; Coleoptera; Lampyridae
Product: nucleoporin nup211-like
Exons: 8
Coding region: 93-1472 (459 amino acids)
Source: RefSeq, a predicted model, not a curated record